Molecule: messenger RNA, 699 nt
Organism: Vanessa atalanta (red admiral)
Lineage: Eukaryota; Metazoa; Arthropoda; Insecta; Lepidoptera; Nymphalidae
Gene: ND-B8
Product: NADH dehydrogenase [ubiquinone] 1 alpha subcomplex subunit 2
Exons: 3
Coding region: 2-361 (119 amino acids)
Source: RefSeq, a predicted model, not a curated record
AAUGUCAAUAUCUUUGAAAUAUAUUUGUGAAUUUCAACUCGAAAAUUUUCUUUUUCUCGUCAAGUGCUUAAAAGAAGAACAGUUACAAAAAAUGUCUGUACGUUUAGGAGGUGCUCUCAAAGAGCUGAGAAUUCACUUAUGUCAAACAAGUAAACAAUCAGCUGGUGUGAGAGAGUUCAUUCAAAAGAACUAUGUGAACAUCAAGAAGGAAAACCCUAACUUUCCAAUCUUGAUUCGUGAGUGUAGUGGAAUUCAGCCCAGGGUUUGGGCUCGCUAUGAUAAAGGUGUCGAAAGCAGUACUCCAUUAACAAAUUUAGGUGCCAAUGAUGUCCUAUCUGCUAUUAAGCAACUCAUUAAAUAAAUAUUUAAAAUUAUGUUAUUCAUUAGUUACAGUAUAUUUUGAUUUUAAUUAAAAGACCGUUAAAUAAAUUAUUGCUUUUAUUGUUAAUACUACAAUGUACAAAACAAGUUGGGGCUUAAAUUAUCACAUAGUGGUACAAACAGCCUACCAUAAUUGUAUAAACUAUACAUACAAGACAUUGUAAUUAUAAUACCAUAUUAAGAAAAGAAAAAAUUAAUUGAGUUUUGUACUUAAAAUCGACUAUUUUAUGUCUAAUUUAACAGACAUCUACCAUCUAUGAGGUAUUAGCAAGAUUUUUUAGUAAUAAUCCUACAGUCAUAAUAUAAAAAAUAUUGCUU